Molecule: messenger RNA, 1743 nt
Organism: Bursaphelenchus okinawaensis
Lineage: Eukaryota; Metazoa; Nematoda; Chromadorea; Rhabditida; Aphelenchoididae
Source: the annotation of a GenBank genome assembly
AUGGUCAAGUACAUCUUCUUGUGUCUACUGGUAGCUGUAGUUGGAGGUAAUACGUCUAAAAAUAAGACAAAGUGAGAUAUACUUCAUGUUUUGUGUAGUGAUCGUUAUAAGAUUUUUGUUAUAGUAAUGUAAUAUAUAGCACAGUUCUUUAUAGAAGUGGUUGUUAUAAGAGAGUUUGUUACAGCCGGUUCUACUGUAUUAUCUUAUUAUUGUUUAGGCCAGAAGAUCGCGACCAGUGGUACGGUUAUAGGCUUUUUUUGUAAAAUCUGCUACAGUCUUGUUCUAGCCUUACUUUGAACUUACCUAGACCUGUAAGAAAGCCGAACCAUUUAAAAAUGGUUUUAGCUUAAUCAGCUCUAAGUUAGCCCAGCCUAACUUAGAGCUGAAGCCAUGAUUUCGGCUGAGUCUAGCUGCCUUUCUUUCAGGUUUAGCCUAGUCUUAGCCUAGUCAUACGUUAUCCUUGUUCUAGCCCAAUCUUUUGUUACAAGUCUUAUUUUAAGACCCUAGGGCUUUUGUUUAGUCUCGGCUUUUGGCUUUGCACUAUCCGGCCUAAUUCAGGUUUUUUAAUUUGUUUUGGCCUUACCCAGCUUAUUACAAAGCCAGAGCUGGAGCUAAAGCCGGAGCCAAAGUCCACGCUAAAACCGUAGCUAAAGCCGGUGUUAAAACCAGAGCUAAAGCCAGAGCUAAAGCCAGAGCUAAAGCCAGAGCUAAAGCCAGAGCCAAAACCGAAGCCAAAAGCGAAGCUUUGAGACCGAGCCGAGCGUAAAAACCUCUCUUUCACCUUUAGCCCCAGGCUUGUUCUGUCUCUAAUUUACUCUUAAGUCGAAUUUUGAGACAAGGCCAAGCCACAUAUACCUUUCAACUUUAGCCUUACUCUAGCCUUAUUUUACCUCUACCCCAAUCCAACCUUAGCUUAGCUUUAGUCUAAGCUCAAGUCUUAGUAGACCCUUUUCUAAUUUGACCUCAAACUUUAGGAAAUACGUUUGUGGGAGAAGCGUCUUGGUCAGCAUGCUUGGUUCUACCCGGACGAACUGUUAGCGAAGGUUGAGGCAAGCGAGGACGGAAAGUACCAAAUUAGUGGUACUAUUGAUUAUUGGUGGUCACCUGAAUCGUACUUGGAAAUGUAAGAAUUUAUGAAUAUUGGGUCGUUCAAAUAAUUCUGAGCUUUCUAAGGCAGUUCACAUAAUUCUGAGCUCUUUUACAAUUGUUCAAUUAGUUUUGAGCCCUCUAUGUUUUCUCAAAUAUUUCUGUGCCUCUACGGUUGUUCAAAUAAUUCCGUGCCUCCACGGUUGUUUAAAUAAUUCCGUGCCUUUGGAGGCUGUUCAAAUAAUUCAGUGCCCCCUUAAGGUUGUUCAAAUAAUUAUGUGCCUUCUAAGGUCGUUCAAAUGAUUCUGUGCCUCUAAGGUUGUUCAAAUAGUUAUAUGCCCCCUUAUGGUUGUUCAAAUAAUUAUGUGCCCCUUUAUGGUUGUUUAAAUAAUUUUGUGCCUCUUGAUCCUAAAAUUUGCUUUGAGGCUCAGAAUUAUUUGAACAACAUAAUAUACAGAAGUGAAAAAUUUACUGUGUCGUAGUAGACAGCAAUUUAAAAGUUUCUUGUUAUACAUGGGUUUUACUGUAUUUUUUAGUUUCCACACCUGUGGUGGCGAAUGCCGUAAGAUUGAACUGACAUCCGAGAAGAAUGUUACCUCUCUCGAGCUUCUUCACGUUGGAUCUGAUUGCAGAGCCAAGUUGAAGUCGCCAAAAUGA